This is a messenger RNA of Oryzias melastigma (Indian medaka), 8034 nucleotides long. RefSeq names its product phospholipid phosphatase related 2a (gene plppr2a). The record is from RefSeq and is a predicted model, not a curated record. The transcript is spliced from 8 exons. Gene Ontology annotation, biological process: phospholipid dephosphorylation; phospholipid metabolic process; signal transduction. Bases 1067 to 2110 code for a protein of 347 amino acids. Lineage: Eukaryota; Metazoa; Chordata; Actinopteri; Beloniformes; Adrianichthyidae. Gene Ontology annotation, molecular function: phosphatidate phosphatase activity.
AGUCUAAACAAAGUUGCCCAGACUUCCCUCUCCCCAGUCACUUCCUCCAGCUCCUCUGGAGUGAUCCUGAGGCGUUCCCAGACCAGCUGAAAGACAUAAUCUCUCCAGCAUGUCCUUAGUCUUCCCCGUGUCUCCUCCCAGUGGGACAGACCCGGAACACCUUUCCAGGGAGGCAUCCAGAAGGCAUCUGGAUCAGAUGCUCCAGCCUCCUCAGCUGGCUCCUCUGGAUGUACGUUUUACAGAGAUGUGCAGCACUGACACAAAGAGCUUGUGGCCCGCCCCCGUGUAUUUACUACAUCAUGAGUCUUUCCAUGUUUCAGCAUAAAUCCAAACUUAUUGCUGCUUUAAAAAAACAGUUUUCCUGUCAAAUACACCGGUCUGUCCUCUGUCUUUGUGAUCCAUUCUGACCCGACAUGUCGCAUCCUCUCCUGCCGGGCUUAUUAACAUCAUCUAUCACUGACCCACUUCCAAACCUGAAGGAGUCUCUUCCCUCCCAUGGCUGUGGUCUGCAGCCUCCUCUCACCCCCUUCACUGUAAUGUUCAAGCCAGGUUCCCCAGAAAGGAAAGGGCAGGGCUGGAUGGAGGGAUGCAGAGGGGGGUAAGAUGGAGGGAGUGUGAAAGAGAGAGAUGGAGAGGCAAACAGGCUUUGAAUACAAAUGAGCUGACACACAUAAUUCCUCCCUUCCCCUCUUCCUCUCCAUCACUGCCUCGCUCUCACACUCUUCCUCCUUCACACUCGCGCUCGCUCCGUCUUCUCAUCUGGAGCGCCGCAGCUCGGGAGGUGAUUUCAGCCACUUGAUUUAUUAGCCACCGCUGGUUGUUGGAACAAGCUAAUUAAAAGGACGCCUUUUGUGUGUGUCUGUGCACAAUCUGGAAACGCCACUCCUGCCGACUGCUCUGUCGUGCUUCACUGUGGACCAGCAAGGUGAGCACAGGCAGGAAGAUAAACAAAAGACUGGAUAUUUCCACAUCUCCUCAGCGUAAUCUAAGCUGACAUGAGCAGAACGUAGGAGUUCCAACACCCAGCAGACGUCGUGAAGGGAUUUAAGGAUACAGACUCGGGAAGAUGGGUUGGUUCAGAGAAAAAGACAAAGGGAGAGCGGCUGAGCAGAAACCAGGCGUGAAGAGCAGCAGCUCAAUCCUUCCUUGCUUUCUGUUUGUGGAGCUGGUGAUCAUGGCUGGGACGGUGCUGCUGGCUUACUACUUUGAGUACACUGACACCUUCCCCGUGCACAUCCAGGGCUUCUUCUGCUACGACAAGUCCUUCUCCAAGCCCUAUCCUGGUCCGGACGAACGGAGCAAGAUCCCUCCCGUGCUCAUCUACUCGCUGGUCACAGCCAUCCCAACAUUCACAAUUCUCGUUGGAGAGCUGUGUGCUUUCUUCACCAAGGCAGAGGGAACCCAGGAGAAGACCAUCGUCACUGCAGACUGCUGCUACUUCUACCCCCUGCUGAGACGCAUAGUCCGCUUCCUGGGUGUCUAUGCCUUCGGCUUGUUCACCACCACCAUUUUCUCUAAUGCUGGCCAAGUGGUGACAGGAAACCAGACGCCUCACUUCCUGUCCGCCUGCAGACCGAACUACACAGCGCUGGGCUGCCAGUCGACUAUGCAGUACAUCACAGAGCGGCGGGCCUGCACGGGCAACCCGCUGAUCGUCAUGUCUGCACGUAAAUCCUUCCCGUGUAAGGACGCGGCGCUCAGUGUGUACUCUGCCCUGUACACAGUGAUGUACGUGACUCUAGUCUUCAGGACCAAAGGCACACGCCUCACAAAGCCCACCAUCAGCCUGACCCUGCUCUGCCUGGCCAUGCUGGUGGGUGUGGUGAGAGUCGCAGAGUAUCGCAACCACUGGUCUGACGUCCUCGCAGGGUUCUUCACGGGGGGAGCCAUAGCUGUGUUCCUGGUCACCUGUGUAAUUAACAACUUCAGACAGCUGCAGCCCUGUACCCCCCCACUGCCAGCACAGCACCCCGAGUCAGUCCUGGGAGUCCCAAUGGUCUCCCUGCCCUGCGUGGAGAGUCCAGUCGAUAAGUUAAGUGGCCCUCAGCAUCCUGCACUCGCCCCCUCAGCCUCCUCCCAGCCUUACAACGCCUACCUCCAACCAUUCUAGCCUCUUCUGACCUCUCCUCAUUUGUCAUCUGUUUGCUUAUUUCUGUUUUAACUCCUGCUCCUCCUCACCUCGCGCAUCGCUCUUGAUUAUUCUUUUUCUUCACUCCUCUCUCUCCUCCUCCACUGGCCCCCGUCCUCUCUCUCUCUCACUCCGCUCUGUCCCCUGCAGACCUCUCGGAGAUCUCCUUUCACCGAGAUCACAUGACCAGCAGCCCUAUCGGUUCCCCACCAGCCCCGAUGUCCUCACACCGUCUCGCUCCAUUUCCAGCGAAGCCUAGACCAGCCGGAGCAGCACUCGCCGCGCUGCGCCGCCCUGCAGGCCGGGCGGCGCGCAGCACUGCAUCGCUCCUACUCCACUCAGGUCUAGAGCACACGGACAUCACCCAGCUGCCCUCUCAACCCCCGGGGAACCGAUAGGCAAACUCUUUAAGACUUUAAUCUUUGCUGGACAUCCAGUGAACGUUUUCUUCUAUGAACUCCAACCACACAUGAAGCCCACUUUGAUCUUCUGUGGAGAACUCUGCAAGAAACUAUUUCUAGAGAAUGUCCUCUGCUUCUUUGUAUGGAGGGGCUCACCUCUGUUUGAAGGAGCAGCUCAAAGGAACGCUGCUUUCAGGUGGGCUGCCCAAAGACGGAGACGCUGGACCAAAGAAAUCCACAGCAAGAGGAGUGUGGUGCUGAAGCCAAGCACCCCUUUGCCCUUACCCUCCUUAUCUUAUCCCAUGCACAAACAGACACACGGACACCUGCAGUCUGAGCAGCGGAGCCCUCGUCAGCCCGGCGUGAGCUUUACCCACAUCAAAGAGCCCAUUUCAUAUCGCUCUGCAGAGGCGACGCUCAGAAGCAAACCGGAUGAAAGUGCAGACAUCUUCAUCCAGCUAUCUCUGCCCUUUUGUUGUUGUUGUUUUUUUAUCAUAUGGUUGCAACUUUGCCAAAUUCCUGAAACUGCAGGAGCAGAUAAAGUGGCAGACAGGCAGGAGCUCACACUGAACAAGUGUGUAGUCAUGCAAAAACAGAUGCCAGCUGUUUUUUUUUCUUUUUGCAUCACUUCAGUGAUCUGAUUCCCACGUGGUUCAGCAUUAUUUUCUCCACAUGUACUGUGUAUAACUUACAGCUCGCCAUGAGUGCCACGCGUGGCUCCACAGUUUUGCUCGUUUUGAUUUGCACACUCCCUUUAAUCCUGGUUCCUUUCCUUCUUUGACCGACAUCCUUCAGCGUCGGAUGAAUCCCUGUUUUCUGGCCGUGCUGCCGCCACUGUGCUGUGAAAUAUUUCCCUCUGCUGGACACAACACACACAUGCACGGACAGAGAACGUGCACACAUACACACAAUAAACACCUGUUUUUGUGAAGCACAUGUUUGUGUACUGGAACAUUUUUAAAAAGCACAUCACACUCAUCCCCACGUCUUUACUCCGAUUCCUUACUCUGUAACCCAUUUGUACCAUACUGUGCAUAGAAUUUUUGUACUGAGAGUUUCUUUUCUACAAUAGUGUCUCAGAAAAUUUGUGAAAAUUCUUGCAUUUAUGUAACAGUGAUGCAAUUAUGUGUGACUUUGCUAAAUCCCUCUGAGUCCAUCCAGUUGAAAAGAGGCCAAAACUAUUCAGUCAGUAGAAGAAGUCAAUGUUCCUUCUGUUAAUUCCUUGUUUCUGUGUUUUUUUUGGUAAAAAAAGGAUAUGGUAUGAGCCAAAUGUUUGCUUUAUUUGGCAAUGCUAACACAUAACAGAAAAAAAUGGGAAUAGAAAGGUUGAGAACAUUUUCAACAGCAUAAAAACAACCUCUGGCAGCAAUAAUGUUUUAUCUGUCUCUUUAACAGUUUUUCUCCUUUAAAUUGAUUCAUUCUAUGUACAAUUUCGAACAUCAUUCAUUUUAUUACUCCUAAUGUUUUUUGUUGGAUACCUUUUCCUGAGUUUUUUUUUUUCCCCAAGUUUGAAUUUUUUAUAUCAAAUGCAUAAAAAAAUGAUGAAAUAGCUGAAGUUUUACCUGUCUGCUAGACGGCCCUUCAUUUGUUCUCACAGCAUUCUGGUCUGCAGAGAAGUUCAUGGUCAACUCAGUGAAUGCAAAGUGUUCAUUUACGAAGGCUGCUGCAAAAACCUGCAACAAAAACAUGCAAGAAAUGUGAAAAAUGUAACACUUCUGUUCAUUUUAUUAGGUAAAAAUUUGGUAUUUCAUGCAAACACUUAAUCUGGUUGUUCUUACAUUUAAAGUCCCACUCUGAUCAUCUUUCAUGUGUUUUCAAAGCGUUCCAGUGCUCUUUUAAAUAUGAUUAAUAUAUUUUUAAACUAAAAUUAAAAAAAAUCUGUGUUGUUUUCUAGGUCAUAGUUUCUGCAGAGCGACAGGAGUUGUCAAGGAUCAACCUUACCCCCCUUCACCUCACCGUUGCUGAGAACUUAGAGUGGCCUGACCAGUGUAUUUCACAAAAACAAUCUUUUUUAAACUGGAUUUUUUUCGUCUGCUCCUAAUUUGCAACAAUUCAAAUAAAGAAAUAUUCAGAAAAGCAAUUUUAAGGUCGAUUUUCUUAGAAUGUGUCCACCGUUAUGAGAAAAUGCCACAGGAAGAUGUCAAAAACAAUGUUUUCUUUGAGAGGGUCUUUAAAAAAUCAAAUUAAGUUGUUUUAAUGAGCCUGCAUUCAUCCGACCACAUUUCCCUGAGUUGCUGUGUCUCAUUUUUACUUCUAUUCUAUUUCGUUUACAUCCAGUAAUGCCUGGCUACGGUUUUGGCUCAGCUGUUCCGCUUCAAGUAUGGAACCUAUUCAGACUGAGGAAACUCAGUGAACCAAAACUCAGUCCGAUUGGAAACAAACCGAGACCACCUCAAAAGAUGGGUCAGAGAACGGUUCUUGGUUCUAGACCAGGGUCCACUUGAGUGGAUACAGACAGAAAACGUGUUCAGAUUAUCGGGGAAAAUGAACUCUGGUUCACUUUAAACCAGGGGUGUCAGUUAUACGCCAGAUGAAAGAAAAAAAUUUAAGGAUGUUGAGGAAAAAAAGCACGUUUCUAGCCCAUUCCUGUGAUAAGUUAUGGUUAUUUUAAAAAAAUGACCGCAAUGCACAUUCCCACCACUUGGGGAAGCAAAGGAAAAGAAAUGUUGGCAUAACAAGAGAUCAAGAAAUAAACAGCAUUUCUUUACAAGGAUUCUCCCUACAUUUGGGUAAGAUGCAGUUACGUUCCCUGCCAGCUUUACUGCUGUUAAUUUAUCAGGUGUGAUACCACAAUUACCAAAAUGUCUUUGUCAAAAAGAUAAUAAUAAUAAUAAUAAUAGCUAUAAUAAUAAGUGAUUAGACUACUAGGCAUUUUUUCCAACCCAGGAAAAAAAUAAAUAAAAGCAAAGCUACAGAUGAUCCUAGGCUAUUUUACUGUUCUGUUUCUGGUCCGGCCCACUACAGAUCAGACGGGUUGAAAGUGGCCCCUGAACCAAAAUGAGUUUGACACCCCUGCUUUAAGCGAACCAAAUGUGUCCACGUAAGAAUUUUUCAUGGUUUUACAAAGAACCAGUAAAAUGAUCCCAUAUUAUAACCCCUCCACCACCAUGCUUGAUAUAUGUUUAUAUUUGUGUUGUUUUUUUCCUGAAAAAAUACAAUUUCACUCUUUAGGAAAAACUUCUUAUUAACAGAAGUAAACAUGGGAUUAAAAUGUGGACAUUAGCUGCUGUGGUGUUACGCUCACGUUUUUUUUUAAAUAUAGGAACCUUAAGGCUUUUUUUACACAAGCCAACAAGUUUUCUAAAUGAACCUCUGCCUUUUCCUUCCUGUCUAAUUAAACUGUUUUCUGUUUAAGACAAUCUCCUAAAGAACCUCCAAGCACAUCCCUUCUACUGUUGACACUUCUGCCGUUUUCAUAGGUUAAUUUAUAACAAACAACUGGACCUAUUUCUAACAAGAAGACCAGAUACGUCGAAUUCGACUGAAAUUGUAGGUGUGUUCAUUAAAGCCCAAAGGUCGAAAUGAAUUUGGUGAUAAAUCUUUAUUUUCCCUGUGUUGAACUGAAACACUGAAGGGAAUGUGAUCAAUCAUGUGAGACCGUGCUGGUUGACUCUCAAACAUGACGCUAGUGUUUUGUAAGAACAUUAUAACUGAAAUGCAUUAAAAUAAUCAAGUAACUGAACAGCAAGUAGGCCCUGCAGUGUUACAGAUCAAGGUCUGAUCAUAACAAAAUAUGCUUUUAAAAUAUUCUUAUUCAUAAGAAGUAAAGUAUUUUUACUGAUGUCCAGCCAGUUCAGGGGAGAACUGUUUUAAAGUUGAGCCUUAAAAACUAAUUUACACUUAUAAGCAAUAUAAAUUCAUCAGAUCAAUAAAGAAAGUUUGGAAGAAGCUUCACAUAUUUAAUUUUAAGUUAUUGGAAACUGUCAUUAUAAAAAUAAAAGAUAUUGAUCAUUUGAAGACACUAAUGAAAAUGGUGUUUGGGGUGUUUUUAACAUCUUCUUUUAGAGUUUUUCUGAUGAUGGAGGGCAUUUAUACGAUAAUUUAUGUUCUUUAUACAAAUCAUUGUUCAUCAGGAGCAGAUGAAAAAAGGCAAUAGGAAAAAGCUUGAAGUUGUUAUAGAAAUUCUAAUCAGUAAUCCACAAGCUCCUUGCUCCGCUCCAUUCAAUGGGAGCAAGGAGCGCAAGGUCCCUUUUGCACACAAAUCCAAAGUUAUGCACAAAUCAAGAAUUACACACAUGCCCAAAUCUGGGUGAGUCUAUUUUCUCUCCAUAUAGUAGAAUCUUGCGUAGCAAUGUGUUAACAUGAUAGUUUUGGACACAGAAGCCAGAAACACAUUUACAUAGACUUUUCAUUGAAAGUGAACGCACGUUGUUGAGGCUGGUGUGAACCUAGCAUGACAGUUAGGUCUUUGGUCGAUUUGGACCACUCCAGAUUUUCAGAUUGUUUGCUUCAUGUGGCUGAUAGGAUUAGAUCAGUCAAACUCUGAAAGCGAGGGAGUUAGUAACCUUAAGCGUUUUAGAUGCACCGGAGACGCUGGUUGAGUGUAGAAACGGCUGCUUGGCAUGAGACUCAUGUGGUGAUGCAGCACUGGACCACAGGAUUCAUGAGGCAAUAGGAGGCUGGGUUGCUGCAGGUGAAUCAUGUGACCUCACACAUCAAAGGACAGAAAGUCUUUGAUGGAAAGAGAAACUAAAGACGCUCAUCUUGAGAGAAUCCAUGUGGUUUUCAAAAUAAAAGGCCACUUUGAGUUUUGCCAAAUGGACCGUCCUUAUGUAACAGGUGAAUUGUACAAACAGAGCGAACUUUGAUUAUUCUACGCACUAUAACCCCUGGCGGUAUGCCUGACCCUCUGGGUGACACAUUAACCCAAAGUGUAACUCUCAAAGGGUCCGGAAAAGGUUGAAAAUAUCUCUCAGGUCAACGUGGUUCAGUAAGAAGAUUGAAUUUCUUUCAAGGAUGACAAUCAGAGAACCUGCCUGUUUUUUCUUUGUGGUAACACAAAUGGAAACACAACCGAUGGAAAGCUAACUGGACUGACAACUUUCCACAGCUGGUAUCUGUGUGACCAUUCCUGUCAAACGUGAAAUAAUCCCGUGGAAUAUGUGUUGCAGGUUCCCAAACAAUGGUGCAUUGUGGGUUUUUGUUGCCAGCGUGAGUGAAGACUGUGUGAAUGCAGUCAUCACUGGUGUGCGAGUGCUGCUCCAAGCAGCAAAUGAGAUUCAAGCGAGUGAACCCUCAAAGUGAAACCCCCUUCUUGAAGAGGCAGACUCUCCUUUUGUUCAGCUGUCAGACGCCCAGCUUUACUUUCCUGUAAAGUCUUUGGUAACUUGUUUAAAAUCAAAGAACAAACACGCAGCGGCUGACUGACAUGCGAAUAAAAAGCACCUGUCUCCGUCUGAUCUGCAGCUCUGAGGGACGGCCGCGCUUCCUUUGAACCUGCUGCAGAAGAACCCUCUGUUUUGUAGAGAUUUGUGUGAUGAGAACAAUAAAUGGAUAUUGCAAUAA